Messenger RNA from Halteromyces radiatus, 1320 nucleotides. RefSeq lists its product as uncharacterized. The record is from RefSeq and is a predicted model, not a curated record. Gene Ontology annotation, molecular function: NADP binding; NADPH dehydrogenase activity; FMN binding. The coding region runs from base 31 to 1227 and encodes 398 amino acids. NCBI's taxonomy places the organism in Eukaryota, Fungi, Mucoromycota, Mucoromycetes, Mucorales, Cunninghamellaceae. The transcript is spliced from 4 exons. Gene Ontology annotation, cellular component: intracellular anatomical structure.
UUUCAACCAAAACAAACAAACUUUUAUACCAUGUCUCUUCCUAUUGCUGCUCAAAACAAGAACUUACCUGCUGGUACUCCUUUAGAUGAUGCUGACAAGAAUAAAUCUCUUUUAUUCUCUCCCAUUACUACCAAGUCUGUCACUGCUCAUAAUCGUAUUGUUGUUGCUCCCAUGUGUAUGUACAGUGCUGAAAAUGGUUACAUGAAUGACUUUCACUUUGCUCAUCUUGGAGCUUUUGCUUUGAAAGGUGCUGGUAGUGUCAUUAUUGAAGCUACAGCGGUGGAACCUCGAGGUCGUAUUUCUCCUCAUGAUCUCGGUCUUUGGGAAGAUGGUCAAAUUGUACCUUUGAAGAGAACUGUGGAAUUUAUCAAGGCUCAAGGAUCUGUACCUGGUAUUCAAUUGGCGCAUGCUGGACGUAAGGCAUCCAUGGGUUCUCCAUUUGCUGGCUAUCGUUUGUUAACUGAAGAAGAAGGUGGAUGGCCUCAAGAUGUCGUGGCCGCUUCUGAUAUUCCUUUUGAUGAUAAACAUGCUCAACCUCGUGCCCUCACUCUUGUUGAAAUGAAUGAUAUCAAACAAAAAUGGGUCGAUGCUGCUAUUCGUGCUGAUAAAGCUGGUAUUGAACUACUACAAAUCCAUAGUGCUCAUGGUUAUCUCUUGCAUAACUUUUUGUCUGGUAAUUCCAAUCAACGUACUGAUCAAUAUGGUGGAUCUCUUGAAAAUCGUCUUCGUUUCCCUCUUGAAGUCAUCAAGGCCAUACGUGAUGUCUGGCCAGCCGAAAAACCAUUCUGGGUACGUCUCUCCUCCACUGAUAACAAGUAUGCAGAUUCUUUUGCCAAGGAUGAAAAUGGAUGGGAUAUCUAUCAAGCUAUCGAAUAUUCAAAGGAACUCAAAAAAAUUGGUGUAGAUGUUAUUGAUUGCUCUUCUGGUGGUAUUUUGGCCAAUGCCAAUUAUUCCGGUGCUGGACCAUGCUGGCAAGUUCCCUUUUCGGAAAUCAUCAAGAAAGAAGCAGGUAUCCAAACUGGUGCUGUUGGUAUUAUUACUAAAGGUUCUGAAGGUGAAUCCAUUUUACAAGAAAACAAAGCUGAUUUCAUCGGUGUAGCAAGAGAAUUUUUGCGCAACAGUGGUUUUGUAUUAACAGCUGCUCGCGAACUCGGUAUACCUGUCAAAUGGGCCAAUCAAUAUGAACGUGCUGAUCGAGAAAGACAUAUCCCCAAAUCCAAAGUUUAAAUUUGGUUAUUCAUAGAAUAGAUUUAUAGAUUAGACACACCUUGUUAUUUAUUAUUAUUACUGUUAUUAGAAAUAAAACAAUUUGUAUGAUGA